Daucus carota subsp. sativus is the source of this 1651-nucleotide messenger RNA. Its product is annotated as histone deacetylase 2. The transcript has 13 exons. Gene Ontology annotation, molecular function: histone deacetylase activity. Lineage: Eukaryota; Viridiplantae; Streptophyta; Magnoliopsida; Apiales; Apiaceae. Gene Ontology annotation, cellular component: histone deacetylase complex. The record is from RefSeq and is a predicted model, not a curated record. Bases 328 to 1401 code for a protein of 357 amino acids.
CCAGCUGUCAAUCACAAGUUUACAGCCCAAUACAGUCAUACCUCAUCUCUUUACUCUCGAAUCUUGACACGACGCAGAAAGGACAGCUUCAAUCCAACCGCUUCCACGUGUCAAUUACUCACACCUCCUCUCCUCCUCACUCUUCUUCUCCGACUCAUCCCGAGUCAACCAACUUCCAUCACGAUUCUUCCCACUCGCCCCUCUCUCUCCCACAAAUUCAUCAAAUCUCUCUCUCUCUCUCCCUCCCCCUCUCCCUCCCUCUCUCUCUCUCUCUCUCCCCCUCUCUCCCCCUCCCUCCCAUACACACGCACCAGUUUCACAUCAGUCAUGUCAACUCAGUCAUCUACACCAGCUCUUUCUUCAUCAUCUUCGAGUAUCCAAUCAGAAGCUGAAGCUCUUCGUCGCAAUCGAGUCUUAUCUAGCAAGCUUUACUUCGAUGUUCCUCGCAACAAGGCUCCGAUUAUUUAUUCGCCUGUUUACGAUAUUGCCUUCUUCGGAAUCGAAAAACUGCAUCCGUUUGAUUCCUCAAAGUGGGGUCGAAUUUGCAAGUUUCUCAUUGAUAAUGGUCAUCUGAAUAAGAAUUGCAUAGUGGAGCCUGAAGAAGCUACGAAGGACGAUCUUCUUGUGGUCCAUUCUGAAGUGUACUUAAAAAGUCUAAAAAGCAGUUUAAAUGUCUCCGUUAUUAUAGAGGUCCCUCCUGUUGCCCUAUUGCCAAACUUCCUUGUGCAGAAGAAUGUCCUUUAUCCGUUUCGGAAGCAGGUGGGAGGUACCAUUUUAGCUGCAAAGCUUGCAAAAGAGAGAGGAUGGGCCAUUAAUGUUGGUGGUGGAUUCCAUCACUGUUGUGCAACAAAAGGAGGUGGAUUCUGUGUAUAUGCGGACAUAUCUCUUUGCAUUCACUAUGCUUUCAUCCGUUUAAACAUUUCAAGAGUGAUGAUAAUUGAUCUCGAUGCACAUCAAGGGAACGGGCAUGAGAAAGACUUUUCUGGCGACAGCAGAGUCUACAUUCUGGAUAUGUAUAACCCUGACAUCUAUCCAUUUGAUUACGAGGCAAGAGGAUAUAUUAAUCAGAAAGUUGAAGUCAGGUCUGGAACAUCAACAAAUGAUUAUCUUAUGAAACUAGAUGCAGCACUUAAGGUUGCUGGGAGUAUGUUUGAUCCAGAGUUGCUGAUUUACAAUGCUGGCACUGAUAUACUUGAUGGAGACCCACUGGGAAAGCUCAAGGUAAGUCCUGAUGGGAUAGCCAGCAGGGAUGAGAAAGUUUUCCGGUUUGCAAGGGAAAAUAGUGUUCCUCUCGUCAUGGUCACCUCAGGUGGUUAUAUGAAGUCCAGUGCCAAAGUCAUAGCAGAUUCAUUAGUAAACCUCUCAAAAAAAUGCUUGGUAGACAUGGGAGGUUCUCCAUAACUGUAGAAAAGUGCAUUUCCUAAACUAGGCCGGCUGAGAGAAGAAGGGAUGUGAAGAAGUUUGUUCAUAGUGGUAAAGUUUAUGUACAGAAUAGGAGAUUAAUCAGUACUGCCGUAAUUGCCUUCCUAGUUGUAUUAAAGGCUUGUUGUGCUAUUAGAAGUGUAUCUUGUCUUCAUCUAAAAAAAAUUAUACAUGGCACUGUGACUGUGAUUGUCUAAAUCUUCUGAUAUAGUAGAAAGUUUUGAUGUGA